Salarias fasciatus (jewelled blenny) is the source of this 2876-nucleotide messenger RNA. It is a transcript of the gene asb8, whose product is annotated as ankyrin repeat and SOCS box containing 8. NCBI's taxonomy places the organism in Eukaryota, Metazoa, Chordata, Actinopteri, Blenniiformes, Blenniidae. The coding region runs from base 173 to 1042 and encodes 289 amino acids. Gene Ontology annotation, molecular function: protein binding. Gene Ontology annotation, biological process: intracellular signal transduction. The record is from RefSeq and is a predicted model, not a curated record. The transcript is spliced from 4 exons.
GCCGCCGCUCCUCGGUGCGCUCGAGGCGGAGGGCGUGGCCGCGGUGGUGACGUCCCGUGUUUAUGUCGGAGCGGAGCCGCAGCCGUCAACAACCGGACAGACCUUCAAAACCGUGGAGCGCAAACGUGAGCCAUAGUGUCACCUGCCCGGGUGCCAUGGUCCUCUGUCACACAUGAGCUCUACUAUGUGGUACAUCAUGCAAAGCAUUCAGAGUAAAUACUCCCUGUCUGAGCGGCUCAUCCGCACCAUCGCAGCCAUCCGCUCUUUCCCACACGACAAUGUGGAGGAUCUGAUCCGGAAGGGAGCUGAUGUGAACCGGAUGCAUGGCACUCUCAAACCCCUGCACUGCGCCUGCAUGGUGGCCGAUGCCGACUGUGUGGAGCUCCUGCUGGAGAAGGGUGCAGAGGUGAACGCCUUGGAUGGCUAUAACCGCACAGCACUGCACUAUGCAGCCGAGAAGGACGAGAGCUGUGUGGAGCUGCUGCUGGAGUACGGGGCCCAGCCAAACGCUUUGGACGGCAACAAGGACACUCCUCUUCACUGGGCCGCCUUCAAAGACAACCCGGAGUGUGUGAGGGCCCUGCUGGAGAGCGGGGCUUGUCCCAAUGCCCGGGACUACAACAAUGACACGCCUCUGAGCUGGGCGGCCAUGAAGGGCAACCUGGAGAGCGUCAAAGUGCUGCUGGACUAUGGAGCCCAGGUCCACGUGACCAACCUGAAGGGCCAGACGCCCAUCUCCCGGCUGGUGGCCCUGUUGGCGCGGGGCCUGGGCACCGAGCAGGAGGAGGAGUGCCUGGAUCUGCUGUGCCGAGCGGCGGGGAGGUUCGAGAUCCGCCGGGCUGACGGCACCCUCCCCAGGGAGCUGAGUAAAGAUCCCCAGCUGCUGGCGCGGCUAACCAACAUGGUGGCCCAGGCUCCCACGCUGCGCUCUCUGGCGCGAUGCGCCGUCCGGCAGAGCCUCGGAGUGCAGUUCCUCCCCACCGCUGUGAAAGAGCUGCCUUUACCAGAGACGAUUAAAGACUACCUUCUGCUGAGAGACUGAUGACAGAAACAUUUUGACUUUCUCAGACGUCACCAGCUGAUUAUUAGACAGCCCAUCACACCACAUUCAUCUUAAAAGAACCACUCAGUUAUGGGAAAGUCUCCAAGAGAGGCACAUGGAAAUGGUCUGUGAGUGAAAUGAUCCAGUCAUUGUGUAACAUCUGAAGGAGUCCUGUUGGAAGUAGAGAAUGAUGCGAUUGCUCUUUGUGAUUGUCUGCAGCAGGACGUUAUCCUCAGCCCGCCUCGCAGACCAGCAGAUCUGAUUUGUCUUCAUCAUAGGAACGAACAGAGAUGAGACGGCUGUGUCCAGCCAUCCAGCGCAGCCACUUUUCAUGUGUAUUAUCUGGUUUUCAUUCGCUUUAAUCACAGUUAAUGUGUCUUUGAAUUAUAUCAUGUAAGCAAUGAGUUGUUAGUUUGCCCACAGAGGACUUAGUGCUUCUCUGUUCCAUUAGAGCAAAACACAGCGUUUAUAAAUUUAGUGUUAACGUUCGUUGUAUGAAGCUGUUCAGUAGUUUUGUCAGAGGAAACAGGUCCUGACGCAAUGUUGAGGCACAAAUGUGUAAAAAUAGCUCAUGUGAUAGAGCUGUUUGUUUAGAAGCAACAGGGAGUUUAUAAAUAUUAACAUUUGGCUCACUUUUUUCUUUUACACAUGAAACUCCUCAAACUCUUAAUUUUAUGGGAAAUGCUGAUGAGCGUCAUGUCGACACAUCUGUCAGCAUGUUGGGUUUAGUGUUUCUUAUUAUUUGAGGUGCAGUUCUAGUUGCCAAGAAGGAAUAAGUUGUUUUUUUCUUUUUAUAUACGUACAUAAUUAUUAGUAUUAUUAGGACUUCUUGAUGUUUCCAGUCUUAACUUGGAAUCUUUACGACUUCAAGGGUGCUCACUGGUCCAACAUUUUGCAGGUUAUGUUUGGCUUCAUGAUAAAGUCUAAAUGUUAGAAGUGUGAAAUGACACAGCGUUUCAGUUUUUCUCUGAGAAAGAUCCACUAAACUUGUAUAAUAUGAGGUGGUUUGUGUAAAAUCAGACCAUUUCUGCGCUUGAUUUCUGUUUGCCUGUUUUGCAGCUGUGUUUAAAAAAAAAAAAAGAAGAAAAGAUUCAGCUGACUUCUGAGAUCAUGUCUUGUGUUUUUCUUUGUGAAGACACUGCAAGUAAAUGCUUUCAUUUUUCAAUCAUUUUUGUUACUUUCUUUUAUGCUGAAAAAGAUGUUAACUAAGACAUACAGGAACUGUGUGUUUUAGCUGGAUUUAAUAAAUCUUACAGUCACAUUGUUCACAUUAUCAGAGUUUGUUAGCUCUCUUUACAAUGCAAAUGCAUGUACACUUGUAGGAAAACCAUGAGUGCAUCUAAAAACAACUCAUGGUUUCAAAACCAAAAUCAGCCAUAAUUAAUUCUUUAUAACUGCACUUAACACGUUCUACUAAACCUGUUACCGCCACAUAAAAAAUGAUCAAUAUGGAUAAUUCAGAGUCACAGAUUCACCUCAAAUGCAUGCUUUUGCACUGUGGGAGGAGCACAGAUUACCUUUAGACAACAAACACAAGCACAGGCAAGAGCGCCAUUACCUACCUACACCAGUGUGCAGUGUUGCAACAAUAACGUCUGAUGCACAUUUACUCCAAUGCAAGCAAGCCUCCUUUUUUAUGUAUUGGUUGAUGUGAGAUUAAAGGUGUGUACUUUAUAAUUUUACCUGACGUCCUUCCAUUGAAUUGAUCUGAAUAUUGAUUGACAUGAAAGAAUAAACCCAGUGUGAUAGAACUGUCAUAGAGAGUUUAUUCACACUUUAAAGAAUUAAUUGUUGAGGCAUAAAAUGCACCACGAGAAUAAAGAUUUUGAACAUU